UUUUGGUAUUAGUUUUAAAUUGGCCCGUAAAACCUCUUUUUCCGCGUAAAAUCGCUGUAAAAACGGGUAAAAUCUUCACAUUUCUGUUCUAUUCCAUGUUCUAGACCAACAAACUGCACUCUGGUCUUGGAUCCCGUUGGAUUGUACAGGCGGUCUUAUUUUCUGUUCCUGGAGGACACACCGCGACCAUCGCCCGGAGAGUAUUAUCGAGAAGAAGACACCACACAGUUCCCUCCCACUUGCCGCUUGCCUUGCCUGUGGCCGAAGUUCGCUGAUCGUCGUUCGAAUUGUUCAGUUUUUCCUACAUUAAUUAAGUGUUCUCCCACAAUUCCCUUCCCUGCACAAUGUUGGACAAAGUGAAACACAUUAUUCUGGUGCUCUCCGGUAAGGGUGGAGUCGGAAAGUCGACCGUAAGCACACAACUAGCGCUAGCGCUCGCGGAAGCCGAUCACAAGGUCGGAUUGCUGGACAUAGACCUUUGUGGGCCCUCGGUACCGUUCCUGCUCGGACUGGAAGAGCAUGAUGUGCACCAGUGCGACGAGGGUUGGGUGCCGGUGUAUACGAACGCCGAGAAGAAGCUGGCCGUCAUGUCGAUCGGCUUUCUGCUCAAGAACCGCUCCGAUGCCGUUAUCUGGCGUGGUCCCAAGAAGACGGCAAUGAUUAAGCAGUUUCUCGAGGAUGUCAACUGGGACGAACUGGACUACCUGAUCAUCGACACCCCGCCAGGCACGUCCGAUGAGCACAUCACGGUGAUGGAGUGCCUGAAGACGGUCAACACGGAUGGAGCGAUCAUUGUGACCACACCGCAAGAGAUGUCCCUCGAGGACGUCCGGAAGGAGAUCACUUUUUGUAAAAAGACGGGCAUCAACAUCCUCGGAGUGGUGGAAAACAUGAGCGGGUUCGUGUGCCCCAACUGUGCCGAGUGUACCAACAUAUUCUCCUCCGGUGGUGGCCAACUGUUGGCCGAACUGGCGAAAGUGCCGCACCUCGGUACGCUACCGAUCGAUCCGAGAGUGGGACAGCUGGCGGGGACGGGGAAAUCGUGUGUACGGGAACUGCCGGACUGUACGACGACCGAGGUGUUGCAGAAGAUUGUCACUACGCUAACGGCCGGUGGUUAAUAAAUGUAGAUACAGAGUUUUUUUUAAACGAAACAAGCUUAA
This is a messenger RNA of Anopheles aquasalis, 1163 nucleotides long. It is a transcript of the gene Nubp2, whose product is annotated as NUBP iron-sulfur cluster assembly factor 2. Gene Ontology annotation, biological process: iron-sulfur cluster assembly. The record is from RefSeq and is a predicted model, not a curated record. Gene Ontology annotation, cellular component: cytosol. NCBI's taxonomy places the organism in Eukaryota, Metazoa, Arthropoda, Insecta, Diptera, Culicidae. Gene Ontology annotation, molecular function: ATP binding; ATP-dependent FeS chaperone activity; 4 iron, 4 sulfur cluster binding.